ACUCUCCAUCUCUAGUUGUUGCAUUGCUUUAAAAUCCAGCCCUCCCCCAUCCGCCUCUUCCUCUUCUCUCCACCUUAAGUAGCCACCUCUCCUCCUCCUCCCUUCUCUUAUUAAAGCUCUAAACUUUUCCGGGUCCUGUGCUUCUUUUUCAGUGUUUUCAGCAUUCUAUUCUCUCCAAAUCGAGCACCAUGGAUUCUCCCGUCUAUGGUGUCUCCACCAAGCUCUUCUUCUCCGCCUUAGUCAUAUUCCUUUUCUUUUCUCCUACAACUGCAUUGCUGCAAAACCCAUCUUCAAAAUCUGGCCAAAUCAACUCUAACUCUGUACUCGUUGCUCUACUCGACUCGCAUUACACUGAGUUAGCUGAGCUCGUCGAGAAAGCUCUGCUUCUUCAGACUCUCGAAGAAGCGGUUGGAAAGCACAACAUCACCAUUUUCGCGCCGAGAAAUGAAGCGUUGGAGCGGGAACUUGACCCGGAAUUCAAGCGGUUCUUGCUGGAGCCCGGGAACCGGAAGUCUCUUCAGACGCUUUUGAUGUUUCACAUUAUUCCUAAACGAAUCGGGACCGGCGAAUGGCCUGAUGAGAAAUCCGGGUCGGUCAAGCACGAGACUUUGUGGGACAACCAUGUGCACUUGACGACCAACGGUGGCUCCGGGAAGAAAACGGUGGAUUCUGCUGAGGUGAUCCGACCCGAUGACGUGACCCGACCCGACGGUGUUAUCCACGGGAUUAAGCAGCUCUUGAUUCCCCGGUCUGUUCAGGAGGACUUCAACCGGAGACGCAAUCUUCAGUCGAUAUCGGCUGUUUUACCGGAGGGUGCGCCGGAAGUGGACCCGCGGACCCACAGGCUGAAGAAACCUGCAGCACCAGUUCCAGUCGGCGCGCCACCGGUUCUUCCAAUCUACGACGCGUUGGCACCAGGUCCGUCCCUUGCUCCGGCACCGGCUCCUGGACCGGGUGGACCCCACCAUCACUUUGACGGCAUGAGUCAGGUCAAGGACUUCAUCCAGACACUACUGCAUUACGGUGGGUAUAACGAAAUGGCGGAUAUUCUGGUGAACCUAACCUCUUUAGCAACGGAAAUGGGGCGAUUAGUUUCCGAAGGGUACGUACUGACGGUGCUGGCGCCGAAUGACGAGGCGAUGGCGAAACUCACCACCGAUCAAUUGAGCGAGCCAGGGGCGCCAGAGCAGAUAAUUUACUACCACAUCAUACCCGAGUACCAGACGGAGGAGAGUAUGUACAAUGCGGUGAGGAGAUUUGGGAAAGUGAAGUAUGACACGCUGCGACUGCCGCAUACGGUGGUGGCCCAGGAGGCUGAUGGGUCUGUGAAGUUCGGGCACGGCGAAGGGUCAGCGUAUUUGUUCGACCCGGAUAUCUAUACUGAUGGGCGGAUUUCCGUUCAGGGGAUUGAUGGCGUUUUGUUCCCGGAGGAAGAGGCCGUGAAAAAACCGGCCUCCGCCGUGAAGGUUGCCACCAAACCCCGGAGAGGUAAGUUGCUGGAAGUCGCUUGUAGGAUGCUGGGAGCAUUUGGACAGGACUCGCAUUUUCGUUCAUGUCACUGAAUACAUAGAAGUAAAAAGUUGUAAACAAAAUAGAGAACAAGCAAAGAGAAAGUCAUGAAGAAAAAGGCGCUAGGAAGACUCUGUUUCAUAAACACCAUGGGGGCGGGAGGUGAUGGCAGGAGAAAGAGUUUGUUGUUAUUUUGAUAUGAAUACUGUAAUUACAUAUCUUCUUUUUUUUCUUUUUUUCUUUUUUUGUGUGUGUAAGAUGAUGAUGGUUUACCCCAAAAAAGACCUGUCUUUUUUUCAUCUUCCAGUUUUGCUAGUUUCUGCAUUCACUACCUGUGAAUCAACCCCCAAAAUAUGACAUUAUGUAUUCUUUUUGGUAUAUUGUUAUAGAAAUGGCUCUAGGGAGCACAGAUUUUGUUGUUG
This is a messenger RNA of Rubroshorea leprosula, 1931 nucleotides long. Lineage: Eukaryota; Viridiplantae; Streptophyta; Magnoliopsida; Malvales; Dipterocarpaceae. The record is from the annotation of a GenBank genome assembly.